Molecule: messenger RNA, 285 nt
Organism: Ascochyta rabiei
Lineage: Eukaryota; Fungi; Ascomycota; Dothideomycetes; Pleosporales; Didymellaceae
Exons: 1
Coding region: 1-285 (94 amino acids)
Source: RefSeq, a predicted model, not a curated record
AUGAGGACCGCCCUUGUUCUUCUCCUCAUAUCGUGCAUCCUACUCGGCAAUUUUAUCUUGUUCUACUUCCUUGGCAUCCCUAAGCUUUUCCAAGAGUUGAUUGCGAACCACAAGAAGAAACAAAAAUCCAGCUCAAAGCAGGAGUGGAUCGAGAUGCAGAGCGACGUGCAGCAACGCGCCAAAGAGCGGAGGAGAAAGGAGGAAAAGUUGAGAUGGGAGCGCAAUGCUGCACGCAAGAGGAGUGGCUUUUAUGCUGAGCUCGAACAGGCCUACAAUAAAGCUUGA